Alnus glutinosa is the source of this 1295-nucleotide messenger RNA. Its product is annotated as extensin. The record is from RefSeq and is a predicted model, not a curated record. NCBI's taxonomy places the organism in Eukaryota, Viridiplantae, Streptophyta, Magnoliopsida, Fagales, Betulaceae. The transcript is spliced from 3 exons. The coding region runs from base 66 to 1079 and encodes 337 amino acids.
AUAUACAAACACACAACCCCUUAGUGCUGCCUUGAGGCCUUUGAGUUAGAUAUAGCUGCUCGCUCAUGGAAACAAGUAGCAGAUCAGGCUACAACAUGAGAGUUUGCGUUUUACUUCUCUAUAUAACUAUUGCAGCCAUUUUCUUCACUCAUUGUGAUGCAAGAAGAUCAGUGCAACUAUCCAAACGUCCAAGACAUCUCAGAAGUUUAGUCAUCAAAACCACAAAGAAGUUGAAAGUUAGAAAGAACUUGGGCAUUGAAACCUACAGUACUCCAAGUUCACCAUUUUCUUUGCCUCCAUUUGAGUCAUUGGGUCCAAUGCCCAUGCCUGAAAAUGCUCCUCCCUAUUGUCUUUAUCCACCCACUACCACUACAACCCCACUACCUCCUUCUACAGCCAUUCCACCUCCCUUAGGAUAUACACCCUCAUCACCAUUCUAUCUCCCUCCAGCUCUUCCAAUCCAAAGCCCACCUCCAAGCCCAACCAUCAUCAUUCCAGGCCCACCUACCAUUCUACCUGGCCCACCAGAAGCUGAGCCUAGUCCCUUUAUAUAUAUUCCAAGCCCACCUGGGUCUACAUUGAGCCCGCCUUACUAUGAGCCCAGCCCACCAAGUUACGUCCCCCCGAGCCCACCUUCGUAUGUUCCUUCUCCUACAGGGUUUGUUCCAAGCCCACCAAGUUACGUCCUGAGCCCACCUUCGUAUGUUCCAUCCCCCACUGGGUUUGUUCCAAGCCCACCAGUGUUUGAACCACCGGUGGUGUUUCCGCCACCGACUGUGCCACCGCCUCCGAACAAGGCCCCAAACACUGCCCUUUGGUGUGUGGCCAAGCCAUCAGUGCCUGACCCAAUCAUUCAAGAAGCAAUGGACUAUGCUUGUUGGUCUGGAGCUGAUUGCUCUUCAAUUCUGCCCACUGGGUCAUGCUUUCAGCCCAACACUUUGUUUGCGCACGCUUCAUUCGCUUUCAAUAGCUACUGGCAGAGGACUAGGGUGGCUGGUGGCACGUGCGAGUUCGGAGGGACAGCCAUUCUAGUCACUGUUGAUCCAAGCUACGAUGGAUGCCACUUUGACUACUACUAGUUUCAAGAUAGAAGAGACGGCAGGAAGACAAAUGUGUCCUCAAUCGUUGUUGUUGUUGUUGUUGUUUUUUUUUUUUUUUUUUUUUUUUUUUUUCAGUUUAUACCAUUUUUUUUUUUUUUUCACAAUAAUUAGUAUGUUAUGCAUAUUACAAUCUCAAAGGAAACUAACUCAACAUAAAUUUUGUAACUACUCUCAAGUUAUAAGAUAUUUAUAGAA